AGAUCGCAAGGCACAUCACUCUGCAUCGGCCGACCAAACUGGCAAUGGCGCAAGACGGUUGCGAGAGCUCCACCAGUAAGGCGUCGGCGUCGGCGGGCAGCAGCGGCUGCUCCACGCCGUUCAGGUUCAACGUGCACGCGCGGGAGUUCGUGCCGGUGGUGGCGCCGGCGGCCGGACCCAUGGGCGCCGGCGCUCUGGCGGCCGCCGGCUACUUCCCGCCGUUCUUGCAGCUGCCCAGCGGCGGCGGCGGUGGGGUUGGGCUGGGCGCGGCGGACUGGAGCUUCCUUGCCGAGCCGGACCCCACGUUCUUCCUGCCGGACUUUGGGCACGCCGAGUUCGCCGGUGCUGCCGGCGUCACCGGACACCCCAAGGGCGCAAGUCCGGCCGACAUCGCGCACAAGAUUAUCAAGCAGGUUGAGUACCAAUUCAGCGACACUAAUUUGGUUGCGAAUGAUUUCUUGACGAAGAUCAUGAACAAGGAUCCUGAGGGCUACGUUCCUUUGUCUGUAAUCUCGUCAUGGAAGAAGAUCAAGGCUAUGGGGGUGACAAACCAACUGCUGGUCAGGGCUCUUCGGACCUCGGAAAAGCUCGUUGUCAGCGACGACGGCAGGAGAGUGCGACGGGCGCAGCCAUUCACCGAGAGACACAAAGAAGAGCUGCAGUCCCGGAUGGUCAUCGCGGAGAAUCUGCCAGACGACUCCACGAGGAACAGCCUCGAGAAGAUCUUCGGCGUCAUUGGCAGUGUGAAGAACAUCAGAAUCUGCCAUCCGCAGGAGCCCAGCUCUUCCAGAUCUUCGAAGCCUGACGCAAACCCACUGCUGGUCGGUAACAAGUUGCAUGCUCUCAUAGAGUACGAGACCUCGCAGCAAGCCGAGAGAGCAGUGGACAAGUUGAACGACGGGAGGAACUGGAGGAAGGGCCUCCGCGUGCGCACCGUGCUGCGCCGGCCGGCCAAGCCGGUAACUCGUCUGAAGCGGCCGGACUUGGACCACCUCGCUGCCUCCGACGAGGAGCGCUCGCCGGACUCCCCGACGGCGGCGGCGCGCUUGCCUGACUACAGCCAGGAGGACCAGCACGCCGGCGCCAGGAAGCCGUGGGGCAGAGGGCGCGGCCGGCCGCACGCCGCCGCCGCCGCGGCGCAGCACUCCUCAGCGCACGCCGCUGGCGCGGCCGCGCACCUGGAGUCCCUCGCCGCGACCCCGAGGCACGCGGCGCAGGGGCCGAGGAUGCCGGACGGCACGCGCGGGUUCACCAUGGGGCGGGGGAGGCCGCCACUGGCCGUGGCAGCGGCGGCUGCUGUCCGAGUCGUGUAGGUCGCCCAGCUGUCCAGCUCCGCGGUGGCGUCUGACCGGUCAAAACGUUUGUUGAUUGGUUUGGAGGAGAGGAUGAAAGUGGCAGUGAUUUUUUUCCUUUUUUUUUGUUUGUUCUUCAUUUUUUUGCCCUUGAAUAAAUAGUUUUGAUUUUGUUUUGAUGAAUAAUAUGGUAUUCUUACAUUGGUAUAAUGCUCAUGUGCUCGGACGAGCAGAUGGAAAAAGAAUGAGUGCGGCUGCAACUAGUGGCUGGUGAAGUGUUUAGUUACAACUUACACGAAUCAAAGUGCCGGUAAAC
Panicum hallii is the source of this 1608-nucleotide messenger RNA. Its product is annotated as la-related protein 6C-like. Gene Ontology annotation, biological process: RNA processing. The coding region runs from base 45 to 1313 and encodes 422 amino acids. Gene Ontology annotation, molecular function: mRNA binding. Gene Ontology annotation, cellular component: nucleus. The record is from RefSeq and is a predicted model, not a curated record. NCBI's taxonomy places the organism in Eukaryota, Viridiplantae, Streptophyta, Magnoliopsida, Poales, Poaceae. The transcript has 10 exons.